Molecule: messenger RNA, 1384 nt
Organism: Pogonomyrmex barbatus (red harvester ant)
Lineage: Eukaryota; Metazoa; Arthropoda; Insecta; Hymenoptera; Formicidae
Cellular component (GO): nucleoplasm
Molecular function (GO): nucleic acid binding
Source: RefSeq, a predicted model, not a curated record
AGAUCAAUAAUUUUUUCUCGUUAACAUUUUUUUAUGAAAUCAUUUCUAUUUAUAGCAAAAUAGAAAGAGGAAGACUUAGUUCAUUGCAUUGUGUGGAAAAAUGAAACUAUAACCUAACCUGGGGGGGGUCAACUAGUGAGCUCACGGCUAGUUGUAAAAAAACAACAAAGAGAUUAAAGAAGACCAAAAGAAUAUUAUCACUGUUAUAUUAUGACAGAGGAAAAAUGUAUAGUGACGCACAUGUCACAUCAUGUGCAACAAAGAUUAUGUCAAACUCGACCACCUUACAGGCAAGGAAAAUUGACAGCAGUCAAGGUUUACACAAUUAAUGAUGAAUCACAGCAUUUGCUAAUAUGUGGAGUACCACAGUUAAAAUUAGUGGAAGAAGUGGGAAAACUUGUUUAUCCUUAUGGCGAUGUAAAGGCAAUUCAAUUGGUGACUGAAUAUCCAUCUGAAGAAUUUACAGAAACAUAUCAUGUGCAUUAUAUGCAUAUUCAAAGCGCAAGAAUAGCAAAACGCUCGAUUGAUAAUAAGAACUUUUUUGGCGGGAUUUUGCAUGUUUUUUAUGUUCCUGAAUUAGAAACUCUAGCAGAAACAAAAGCAAAACUUUUGCAACGUCGUAAAGAUGUAGCAAAGCAAAUAAAAAGAAACCAGCAGGAUUUAACAAAUCCAGAAAUAGAUAAAUUUAUUCCACGAGAACAAUAUCAUAGAAAAAAGAAAACUCCUGCUCUACCUCUUACCGAAGAACGACUUGAGCACUGUUAUCCUGGAGAAACGUUGUCAUCUAUUUGUGAUGGAAUACCUCAAAACAUAGAUCCACGACCUGUAUCAGAACCUCGCUUGCCGACACAUUGGAAGAGUGAUUGUAAUAGCAGCACUAGUUCAAAAUCAUUUCCAGCACCGUAUCACUCGACUGAACCAGUGAUACAGAUGGGAAUUCAGCAAGCAAAUAAAAAUUUAAUGUCGAAUAAGCGAAAAUGGAAAAAUUAUAAAGGACACAAUGUUAAGAACGAUGUGAAAGUUAAAAUUGUCCAGCCACGAUUGAUAGAUACCAGAAAUAUCGCGAGAUCAAAUGCUACUGACAAAACGAAUGUAUUUUGUAAUGUAAAGAAAGAAAAUGAAAUCACAAUCAAGUUGUUGAAAAAAUCUGAUAAUGACAAAAAGAAGAUAGUUAUAAAAAAUCCAAGUGUAACAUCUUUAGUAAAACUUAGCGAAGAUCUUCAAUUAUCGAUUCAAGCAGCAAAAACUGAAAUUCGUACAGUAAUGCAGAAGAAACUGAAUACUUAAACAAAUAUAGGAUAUUUUAUGAAAAAUCAUUUUUUUAGAUAAUUUCAUUUAUUUUAAUACGAAAAUUAAAUGACAUUUUAUUUGCAAUUAAUAAGCU